AUGAAUAAAACAUAUGAUCACCCUGAACCUCCCUUUGUAGCUGUCUCCUCAAACCCUAAUACCACUAUAUUGCUAGCCACUGCAUUGGUCCACUUGAAAGCUAAUAACGGUAACACAGUUGUAGCCCGAGCCGUUAUUGACUCUGCAUCUAUGGUAAGCUGCGUAACAGAAAAUAUUGCUAACCUGCUUAUGCUCAAACGGACAUUUUCCAGUAAUUCCAAGAUAGAUGGCCUAUCAUCAGUAGAAGUUAAAUCUAAAGGCGUGUCAAAAGUUAACAUAUCGUCUCUUAGCGGAGAAAUGAUUGCUGAUAACAACCCAGUCCUUAUUCUAGACAGAAUAACCUCAAACCUCCCACACUCAGAAGUUCCAGUUAAUGUUAAAGAAUACUUCAAACAUUUGGUCCUGGCUGAUCCAACUUUUCAUCUGCCUAGUAAGAUAGAUAUGCUCAUAGGUGCUGAUCUAUUCGCUAAAGAGAUCACUGGUGAACGCAUCAUCAUUAACAAGGAUCUUCCUGCUGCCAUGAAUUCUGUAUUUGGAUAUCUUAUCAUAGGAUCUGCCCCAACUCUUCCUGCUGUAGUCCCUCACAAAACAGCCCCUCAAUGCAAGGGUAAUGUUUCUUCUUUAUUAAGUACUCGAGAUAUUGAUUUGCACAAUUCUCUGCAGAAAUUUUGGACUCUAGAAGAACCUCCCAUCAAACUUCAUGUAACAUCUGAACAAGAAAUUUGUGAACAUCACUUUCUAAACACGGUUUCUAGGGAUUCAGAUGGACGCUACUUUGUUAGGCUACCCAUAAAAGAAAAUCAUCCCCCUCUUGGUGACUCAUCAUUUUGCGCUCGCAAUAGAUUCAUAUCACUUGAAAGAAAAUUAGAAAGUCAGCCUGAAGUUAAAGCAGAGUAUAGUAAAGCCAUACAUGAUUUAUUGUCAUCUAGUCACAUGGAACCUGUUAACCCUCCUCCAAACAGUGAUAAUAAACAAUUUUACUUACCUCACCAUGCUAUUGUCAAAGUAGAUUCCUCAACCACCAAGCUUCGUGUAGUAUACGAUGCAAGCGCACGCAGCUCCUCAGGUGUCAGCCUUAACGAUAUUCUACAUACCGGGCCAAAACUACAUAAUGAUCUUAAUGAUAUUCUGUUAAAGUUUAGACUUUCCCCUAUUGUCUUCUCAUGUGACAUCAAACAAAUGUUUCGUCAAAUAAUGAUCCACCCAGAUGAUAGAAACUAUCAAAUGUUGUAUUGGAGAGAUGACAAAGACGACCCCCUUUCAGUUUACCGUUUAACUACGGUUGUGUUUGGAUUCAACUGUUCACCCUACUUGGCACUAAGGACACUUCACCAACUUAUCAUCGAUGAAGGCGCAAAGUUCCCUCUGGCAGCUGAGGCUUAA
Molecule: messenger RNA, 1383 nt
Organism: Macrosteles quadrilineatus (aster leafhopper)
Lineage: Eukaryota; Metazoa; Arthropoda; Insecta; Hemiptera; Cicadellidae
Exons: 1
Coding region: 1-1383 (460 amino acids)
Source: RefSeq, a predicted model, not a curated record